AUGACUAUCAUCUCAAAAGCUUCCGUUCUCCUUGGACUGGCCGUUCUCUUCACCGCUGCGCCUGAGUGCUCAUCCUUUACUACAGGAGUUCACACAACAUCAUACACCGAGACAAGAAGUCCCUCCAACAAACCGGGACACUCUACGUUCGCAGCGAAAAGAGGGGUCAGGGUGACCAACCUCAUCCAAAGAGAGGUGUCGACCAUGACAGUACCGGUACACGGCGAAAUCACCAAGGAGAAACUAUCUAGGAGUUUGGAGGUGGAGCUUCAGCAAAGGUUUUCCUCGAUGCUGGACAAUGUCUCGGAAGAAGAGAUGGCAAGUUUCUGCACAAGUUUGGAAGACAAUCUGUUGGAGAUUUCUUUGCAACUUCAUUUCCUGGGAACCGACUAG
Seminavis robusta is the source of this 393-nucleotide messenger RNA. NCBI's taxonomy places the organism in Eukaryota, Bacillariophyta, Bacillariophyceae, Naviculales, Naviculaceae. The record is from the annotation of a GenBank genome assembly.